AGCGCGAGAACGAGGUGGGGUUGGAGGCGCUGCUGCGCGGGCUGUACGAGCGCAUGUGUCCGCGCGAUCCCGACUACAACGUGCGGCUGGAGCUCGUCGAGCGCAUCAACAUGCUCGUCGCCUCCGUGCCCGCCUGCAAAGGCAUGGAGGUGGUGCCGUUCGGGUCGUUCGCGUCGGACCUGUUCUCGCCGUGGGGCGACCUGGACCUGUCGCUGGAGGGCGAGGUGCGCAGCACGGGGGGCAACGGGCUGCGCCGACAGGGCGUCAACAUACUGCAUGCCAUUCACUACCGCCUGCUGCACACAGGCAUGGCGCGGGGAGUGCAGAUAGUGGCGCACGCGCGGGUGCCGCUGGUGAUGUUCACGGACGCUGCGACGGGCAUCGCGUGCGACCUGUCCGUGGGCAACGGCACGGGCGUCUUCAAGUCCACCGUCCUGCGCUCGCUGCUCCGUUUCGACGCGCGCUGCCGCCCGCUGCUCUUCCUCGUGAAGGCGUGGGCGAAGGCGCAGGGCAUAAACGACCCCAAGGGCGGCUCGCUCAACUCCUUUGCGCUCGCGCUGCUCGUCAUAUUCCACCUGCAGACCGUGCAACCGCCCAUCCUCCCGCCCGUCCGCCACAUCCUCGGACGACUGGAGGGAAUGGAGCAGAAGGCGGUGAGGCAUCAGCGCAUAGCAGAGUGUGAGGAGCGGGUGGAGAGCAUGAUAGCAGCGCGGGACAAGGGCGAGCCAGUGGAAUGGGGUGGGGCGGGGAAGAACACCAGCUGUGUCGCCGUGCUGCUCGCGUCUUUCUUUGCCAAGUACGAUGCAGUGCGUGAGCAGUGGGCGCAGGGCCUGGCGGUGCGGCCGCUGACGGCAGAGUGGGGCGACCUCACGGUCACGCACUCAUCAUUCGCCCAACGCAGCUACUCCAUGAUCGUGGAGGAUCCAUUCGACCCACGGGAGAACUGUGCGCGCUCCGUGCAGCCGCACUCCUUCCCCAGCGUCUGCGACGCCUUUGCAGCCGCAGCACGCGCCUUCUCGCCCCUCCCGCCCGCCCACUCACUCCGCCAGCUGCGCGUGGCCCUCUUCAAAUGGCCGUCCAACCAGGCACGCCCCUCCUUCACCACCUCGCACCCCGUUGACACCAUGCCUGUGCGCUUCAACCGGGGAAACCAGGGCAGAAUGGGGCCGAAAGGAGGGGGUGGCGGAGGGGGAGGGGGAGGGGGAGGCGGGGGCGUUGGGAGGAGUCCAGGGGAGGAUUGGGUGAGAGGGGGCGGACCCCAACCCCACCACGCAUACCCCCCUCUCCAAUCCUCCGCUCCAGCUGCUCCCACCACUCUCAACCUCCCCGUAAAUCCCCAAUCCCCUCUACUUUCCGCCACUGCCCCUCGUGCCGUCAGCCCAUACCUAUCUCCAUACCAGCUUCACAACCCAGCGUUCCCAGGCAUGCGGUUUGGACCGUCAGGCUAUCCUCUAGGGCUUGCGGCCUCGCAUUUGAAUCCCCAUAUGGGUCUUGCUCCGCUUGGCCCUGGGCUAGCAGAAGUGCUCAGUCUCGCCCGCCCCACUCUUGGUCCUCCACACCCCUUGGGCUUCGGAGGCUUGCGAAGUGACUUCUCUGCAGCUGCUGCUGCUGGUCCUAUCCCUCCUGCUGCUCCCGCUGGUGCUGCUGCUGCUGCUGGCGGCGGCGGGGGCGGUGGAAGCAGCAGCACCAGUUCUGGCCAUGUGGCUGCGGCGGGAGUAGCGGCGUCGGAUGCAAGGGGAGGGGGCGGUGCAUCAGGGGAAGUUGCGGCAGGGAACGUGACCGGAGGGGUGUCGUGGAGUGUGGCUGGGGACAGGAGUCAUGGUGUGUUGAUCGACCGAGGCAAGGCAACAGCAGCAACGGCAGGGACACAAGAGGGCAUGGAUGGUGGGCGGCGAGGGAGGCGGAGACCAAGGAAGGGGAGAGGAGGAGGAGUACAGAGAGGAGGGGGCAACGGGGCAGGGUACCAUGGGGACGAGGCAUGGGCGGACACAGAGUCAGAACGCAGAGAGCAGCCCCCGCCACCACCCAGCCAUGCCAUGUGGUCGUGGGGGGAUCAAGGGCAAACCGGGGUGGGAGGGCAACAGGGCGGCAUGCAAGGUGUGCAGGGGGUGACACAGGGCGGACAGGGAGGAGCACAUGGGCAAAGAGGAGCGCAGGCUGGGCAGGGAGGGCAGGAGAGGCAUGGGGCAGGGCGAGGAGGGUGGAAGCAGCAUGCUGGGUGGCAUGGUCGUGGUGGGGGUGCGCAGGGGUAUGGGUAUGGAGGUGUGCAGGGUGGGCGAGGAGGGGGUGUGCAGGGGCAGCAGCAGAAUGGGUACCAGGGUGGCCAAGGAGCUGUGGGGAAUGUAGGAGGUGCUGGUGCUGGUGGUGCUGCAAACAACUCUAGGAGGAAGCGAGGGGGGAGAAAGGAUCAGGUGUGGAAGGAGAAAGGUGGUGGUGAAUAA
This is a messenger RNA of Closterium sp. Naga37s-1, 2441 nucleotides long. The record is from the annotation of a GenBank genome assembly. NCBI's taxonomy places the organism in Eukaryota, Viridiplantae, Streptophyta, Zygnematophyceae, Desmidiales, Closteriaceae.